AUGAAGUUGACGAGCCGGCUGAGGGAGUUGAAGUCAUGUGAACAGUUUCGAGGAGUUAUAGUCGGUUGGCUGGAUCCGGAAGCAAUACACUAUAGCGGACAACGAGCUCCUGCACAGUGCCGACGGAGUAGUUUUUCUUCGAUGAGGCGACAGGUUAAACGCGUUUGUUUCGCCGAACAUCACAGUCGAAGACGCUUUCGCGGAAAGGACGACGGCUGCGCAACGGGACCGGAGGAUGAAGAGAAACAGCACAGCGCAUGUUCUCCGGACAUCCUCCGGCCACUCGGCUGCAGCUUCGACGACGACGGCUAG
Molecule: messenger RNA, 312 nt
Organism: Macrosiphum euphorbiae (potato aphid)
Lineage: Eukaryota; Metazoa; Arthropoda; Insecta; Hemiptera; Aphididae
Source: the annotation of a GenBank genome assembly